CGCCUCUCUCAUCUUCAUCACUCGCAUUACGAACUUCUGAACACAAAUACAUAUUUCGCCAAUGGCAUCAGUGUUUCAACUCACCGUCCUCCUCCUCUCCUUCUCACUCCUCAUCUCGUCCUCAGUCUCUGACGACGAAAAAGAAACCCACCUCCACUUCUACUUCCACGACAUCGUCGUGGGAGUUCCCCCUACAGCGAUGCGCAUCGCGAAGGCCACGACGACCGACGUGUCGCUCACUGGAUUCGGCGCCCUCGUCAUGAUGGAUGACCCGCUGACUGAGGAGCCUGACCGCAACUCAAAGCUCAUAGGGAAGGCGCAGGGGAUGUACGGUCUUGCUUCCCAGGACGAAGCCGGGCUGUUGAUGGCGAUGAACCUCGUGUUCGUUGAUGGGGAGUUCAACGGGAGCACACUGUCGGUUCUCGGACGGAACGCAGUGUUUAACGAUGUGAGGGAGAUGCCGGUGAUCGGAGGGAGUGGGAAGUUUAGGUUUGCUAGGGGGUAUGCGUUGGCCAAGACGCACGAGUUCAGUCUUCUUACGGGGAAUGCUGUUGUUGAGUAUAAUGUGCAUAUUAGGCACGAGUGAUAAUUUAAGGUGGUUGUUGGUCCCUUAUUGUCAUUGGGGCAGGUAUUGUACGGAUGUAGCUGCUUUGAUUGUACGUGUUUGGAGCUUUGGAUAAGUAUAUUACUUUCUUGUUGCCUCAAUUUUCCUAGUUUUCAUAAAAAGUUGAGAGUAUGACCUGGCCGUGGCCUCCGAUCCAUGCGCUGGGGCAAAUAAGGUAUUCUAGAUCUUAAUUGUAGAGAAUCACUGAAGAGAACUGACCUCGACGGCGACGGCGGCGGACCUCGACGCGACGUCUCUUGCCUGCUUUGCCUCGGACCUCGCCUGCGGUUUUGGAGAGGCGACGAAGCUUCACCUGUAGUGGUGGAGUUUGAGGAGAUCUCGCCUGCAGGGCUUUGGAGGAAAGCUCGCUUGCGGGCUUUGGACAGGCGAUGAGGAAAGCUCGCCUGCGGAGAUAAUGUCGCCUGUAGAGCCUUGAUCUCGCCUGCGUGGGUAGGAUCCAGCUGGAUCGUACAAACUGCCCUAGGGUUUUCCUAUAAAAGGGAAUCCCUGUUCACGAGAUGAAAGGAGCUCAACUCGAGAUUUUUAAAAGAGGAGAAUUUCUUCUCUGUGGCGGCGACACUUCUCAAGAGUUUAAGAAGUGAAUUUUUCGGUGAAGAAAAAUUGCACAAUUCAUGUAGCAAAUAUUUGCUCCAGUGAAGAGUUGUUGAUGUGAGAGAUCUCAAGUUUGAGAUUCUCUCUUUUAUUAAGCUUCGUAAUUUCUUAUGGUUAUAAGAAAUUAUUUGUGUGGCUCCCGUGGACGUAGGAAAUUUUACCGA
This is a messenger RNA of Asparagus officinalis (garden asparagus), 1380 nucleotides long. Its product is annotated as dirigent protein 21-like. The record is from RefSeq and is a predicted model, not a curated record. Bases 62 to 586 code for a protein of 174 amino acids. The transcript has a single exon. Lineage: Eukaryota; Viridiplantae; Streptophyta; Magnoliopsida; Asparagales; Asparagaceae.